AAAUAAAUAUUCAUGAAUAUAGGAAUGGAGGAAUCGGAUCAAAAUAAUAGGGUAAGAUGGAACAACAGUGAAGUAGAUAAAUGUUUUCUCGAUGCGUGUAUUCAAGAAGUUGCUCUAAAUGGUAGAGAAGGAGAUAGUCUGAAGUCAGAAUCUUGGACCAAAAUUAUGAAUACUUUGAAGAAAAAUCAUAACUUUGUAGUUUGUCAAAGACAAAUGAAGAAUCGAUAUGACUACUUAAAACAAAAGUAUCAAGCUUGGUUGCCGUUAACUAUGAAAACAGGCAAUAUUUACAAUCAUGCCACCAACACCAUCAACAUGACAAAGGAAGAGUGGACAGAGUAUAUAAAGGCUCAUCCUAAGGCAAAGAGCUUAAGACUUGCACCCUACCUUAUCCUGACCUUUGUAGAGCCCUAUUCGACGGUGCCACUGCUACAGGUGUUCAUUCUUGGGGACCUAGUUCCCAAGAUCAAAAUCCUGGUGUUACCUCAUUUUCUUCGAGUAAUGUCCGGAAUGUGGAACAAAGUGACAUAGAAGAUAAUUCUUUUUGUGAUGAAGAUGGAAAUUUUAGGGAUACCAGAGGGACUCAAACUAAUGAUUUCUCUCAUCGUUCUCAAGGAGAAAAGCCCAAAAAGAAAAGGAAAAAUAGUCAACCCUUGCCCAGUGAUACUAAUUUAAUAAAUGAGAUGUCAGCAGCUUUAAAGUUUAUAAUUAAAAAUAAUAGUGGGCCUUCAGUUACAGAUUGUAUUGCUAAAUUGGAUGAACUUGAAUGGGAUAAGGAGGACAUCUUAUAUGUUUCAGCUGUUGUAAUCUUUGGCAGUUGUGCGGGACAUAGAGAAGCUUGGAUGGCGCUUCCUAAGGAUAAUGUCGGAGUUCUGAAAGCAUGGAUUAAAAGAAUUAGACAAAAUACGGGAUUUGAAGUUUAAUUUGCAAUGGCUUAUGUAUCAUAUUUUAAGAAUUUAGUAGUAUUUUGUGUUGAUGGAUUUGUUUUAAGUUUCGUAAGUUCUUGCAAACUUUUUAUGUUAUUAGUUUCAAUUUUAGUAUAGACUUGUUUAUUUGGUACUUUUUAUAAUAAACUUGUUUUACAUUUACCUUGUGAAUUGAAUUCGCUUUAUGAUUCAAUAUUUUGCUAAUGAUAGUUUACAUUCUCAAAUAUUUAAUGUAUUGAUCAUUUUUGUUAAUAGGUCAAAUAUGGAAAUUUACGAGAUUAUGAUAUUGAUGAUGAUCUAUUGGUACACACAAGUUAGACCGAGAUAUUUGAUGCGUGUACCAAGAAACAGAGAUAACAAUUCAGCAUUGUGGGGACAUGCUUACACAUUGGAGCUCUUGUCUGGAUCAGAUACACAAUGUAUUGAGUUAAUGCGCAUGUCCCGUGUUGCAUAUAUCUGUUUGAGCAUGCAUAUUAGACAACGAGGGUGGCUGCAUGAUAGUAGACAUGUAUCAGUAGAAGAAAAAAUGGUA
Erythranthe guttata (spotted monkey flower) is the source of this 1458-nucleotide messenger RNA. The record is from RefSeq and is a predicted model, not a curated record. NCBI's taxonomy places the organism in Eukaryota, Viridiplantae, Streptophyta, Magnoliopsida, Lamiales, Phrymaceae.